Molecule: messenger RNA, 898 nt
Organism: Eutrema salsugineum
Lineage: Eukaryota; Viridiplantae; Streptophyta; Magnoliopsida; Brassicales; Brassicaceae
Exons: 1
Coding region: 158-841 (227 amino acids)
Source: RefSeq, a predicted model, not a curated record
AUAAACAAAACCCUAGAAGGACACAUGCCCAUUAACAAUUCCGCCGCCCAUCUCAUCUCUCUUACUUCUCUUCAACUUUUUCUUUCUCUGAAUCUUCCAUCUCCGUGACUCCGUAUCUCUUCUUUCCGUGCAUCGAUUUCGUAUUAGCUCAAAGCUCAUGGCAACGAUAAUCCAACAUCCCGAGGUCGACAACUCGGAUAUAAUCCGACUUCCCGAGGUCGGCACCUCGGAUUUAAUCAGAAGGUUAAAGAGGACGACGCUCAUCGGCAGAAUUAUGAAUCCUGAGUUUCAGAAUGUAGAGUCUCUGGUUCAAAUGAUGCCCAAACUCUGGAAGCUAGAGAAUCGAGUGGUUGGUAUGGACUUGGGUCUAGGAACAUUCAAAUUCGAUUUCGAGAGAGAGGAAGAUAUCUUGGAGGUGAUGAAAAAUGAGCCUUUCAAUUUCAAUCAAUGGAUGGUUUCGAUCGUUAGGUGGGAACCGAUUAUACACAAAAACUACCCAUCGGCGAUCACAUUUUGGGUGAGAAUCUCCGGUGUUCCUCUGCGUUUCUCGACAGAUGAGACUUUCCGGGGAAUUGGGGAUGAGCUGGGCACUGUUCAAGAAGUGGACGAAGAUAAUGCGAUGGUGAAAGUGACUAUUGAUAGUACUAAACCGUUGUGUUUUGAAAUGCCGGUUUGGUUUGAAACGGGUGGUGAGCAGUUGGUGGUGGAGAUGCAGUACGAGAAGCUUUUUGGUUACUGUGAAUCUUGUUUUAGUCUUCGUCAUGAUAAAGAAUCUUGCCCAGAGAGGGAGUUACGCAAACAUGUUUUGGCAAAGGAAGAAGAAGACAAGGAUUUGAGUUAGUCGAACUAAAGAUGGUUCACAUGUGUGUUUGAUUAUGUAUGUAUCUCGAAGGAGAAA